AUGAAUCAAUUACAGCCACGCCGCGUUCACAGUCGAGUCCGGGACGAUGGGAACGGCGGGAACGGCGCAGAGGGACGUUUAGAUGAAAGCGUUCCCUGGGAUGAAGAGGAGGAGGAGAACAAAGUGGAGGAGGAUGAAGUGGAGGAGAACGAAGAGGAGGAGGAGGACGAAGAGGAGGACGACAAAGUGGAGGAGAACGAAGAGGAGGAGGAUAAAGAUGAAAAGGAUGAGGAGGAGGAUGAAGAAGAGGACGAUGAAGAGGACGACGAAGAUCAAGAUGAGGAUGACAAAGAUGAAGAGGACAAUGGAGAGGAGGAGGACGAUGAAGAUGACGAGAAGGAUGAUGAAGACGAAGAGGAUGACGAAGAUGAGGAGGAAGACGAAGAUGAUGAUGAAGACGAAAAGGACGACGCAGACGAGGAGGACGAUGAAGAUGAGGAGGAGGAACGGGAGGAAGAGGACAAUGAGAAGGGUUAA
Sphaeramia orbicularis (orbiculate cardinalfish) is the source of this 477-nucleotide messenger RNA. RefSeq names its product glutamic acid-rich protein-like. The record is from RefSeq and is a predicted model, not a curated record. The transcript is spliced from 3 exons. The coding region runs from base 1 to 477 and encodes 158 amino acids. Lineage: Eukaryota; Metazoa; Chordata; Actinopteri; Kurtiformes; Apogonidae.